Molecule: messenger RNA, 2563 nt
Organism: Mercenaria mercenaria
Lineage: Eukaryota; Metazoa; Mollusca; Bivalvia; Venerida; Veneridae
Product: very-long-chain 3-oxoacyl-CoA reductase-B-like
Exons: 10
Coding region: 23-997 (324 amino acids)
Cellular component (GO): endoplasmic reticulum
Molecular function (GO): oxidoreductase activity
Source: RefSeq, a predicted model, not a curated record
UUGACCUUUUCAAAGCGUCAAAAUGGCAGACAGCGUGAGAGCGAUUCUUGGCUCUUCAACAGAGUUCUUAGCAGUUGCUGGCACAUUGUCAGUGUCAUAUAUUGCUUUAAAGUUGUGUUUUUCGAUACUUAAAGCGCUCCAGACAUAUGUGUUUUCAAGAUUUUCAGGAAUCGGACCUUAUCUACGCAAGAAGGGAGAGUGGGCAGUUGUGACUGGUGCCACAGAUGGGAUAGGAAAGGAGUAUGCUAUAAAACUGGCUUCUUUUGGCAUGAACAUUGUUCUCAUCAGCCGAACCCAAUCAAAACUUGAACAAGUUGCAGCUGAAAUAGAGUCUGCCCAGAAGGUGAAAACUAAGGUUAUUGCAGCUGAUUAUUCACAUGGUACAUCAAUAUAUGAUGACAUUAGGAAUAAACUACAGGGUCUUGAUAUAGGAGUUUUAGUAAACAACGUAGGUCUAUCAUAUGAGUUUCCAGAUUAUUUCCUGGAGGUUCCAGAUAGAGAUAAUUUUUUCAUGAAGCUUCUUCAUGUGAAUUGUACCUCUAUGACUAUGAUGACAAGUAUAGUAUUACCUGGUAUGGUCCAGAAGAAGAAAGGUGCAGUAAUUAAUGUAGCAUCAGCUGCCGGGUCUACACCUACACCCCUGUUGUCAGUGUACUCUGCUUGUAAGGCAUAUGUACGGUACCUGUCAGAAUGUUUAGAAUUCGAGUAUGCUGAUAAAGGAAUUACUGUUCAGUGUGUUAGCCCGUAUUUUGUGUGUAGCAAUAUGAGUAAAGUACGUAGACCAAGUUUGUUCAUCCCAUCUGCGAAGUCGUACGUGUGCUCGGCCUUGAACACUGUGGGGUUCAGCUCUGUUACCAAUGGUUACUGGCCUCAUGCAUUAACAGACUGGAUAUUAAAGUCUUUGCCAAGCACUUUAGUUGAAAAAUAUCAAUUUAAAGUGCUCCUCGGUGCAAGAAAAAAAGCAAAAAGGAAGCAGGAAAGCAAGAAAUCAAAUUGAGAAUGGACAGACCUUGUAGUUGAUUUUCAGCCCAUGUGAAGCUGUUUAAUGGGAAGAUGCCAAUGGGAAAAGAUUUGUGAAAAAUAAUGGUAACCAUCUUAGGACUUAUCUGUGACAAGAUUUCUUUUCUUCAGUAUUCCGGACUGACCAAUUACAGUCUCGAUUAAACAGGGACCAAAGCUCAAAGACAUUUUUUCUACUUAGUUUUUGUGCGUACUUUUUCUGUUUGUAUGUACCGUGUCUUUUUUAUAUGAUUGUAUGUGUAAACUGUAAUGUAUGUAAUAUUAUAUGGAAUGUAUGUUUCUAAAUUGUAGUAUGCUUACACUAAACUAUUUCGCUCUUUAUACUGUGUACUUCUGCAUAUCAUCUCUGCCAACUACAAUAUUUUUACACUGCAUAAUGAUGUAAACUGUUAGCAUACACAUAAACUUGAUAACACAUGUUUAUUUAAGAAAUAAUAAGUAUCAAAAUUAGGUUAAUCGUAGAAUAAUCCUCGUUUGGAGUUCUUAUGCGUAUGAAUAUAUCAAGAAAGCCAAAGGCCUGAGUGAUAUAUUUCUACAAAUAAGAAUGACAAACGAGGGUUAUUCUACGAUAAACCUUAUUUAGAUACUUAUUAUUUCGAUCCUAACAGGACUUACUUCAAAUAACAUUAGACGACAAUCGGAGAAGUAUUUUCAUCAAACGUAAAUUACAACUGCGUGCUACUUUGCAGCAUUAGCCAAAACAGUGUGUGCGCAGCAUACUUCAAGGUCGGUUUAUUGCAGAAUAACCAGAGAUAGAUUUUUCUCUACAAAUAUGUAGGUUAUUAGCUGGUUGUGUUAAAAUAUUUAAUAAAUGAUGUAUUGCAGAAGCAUGUUUUAAUUAAUUUAAUCAUGAUUUUUUUUUUACAAUCCAUGGAAGUAUUCAAGGAGGACAUUACUCUAGUGAAGUUUUCUGUGUGCUGUAAAAUCACUUCAUUGUUUAAACUAAUUAGAGUAUAAGCUUCUGCUAUAUUUAUUACAUUUCUGAUAUAUCUUUUUAAGUAAUAUUUAUAAAUCAAACUAUGUUGCACUACUAGUAUAUCUUUUAUACGUAAUAUCUGUAAAUCAAACAUCGUUGCACUACUAGUAUUUCUUUGCCUUUGUAAUCAAGUUGACACGAUUUCUCUUUGUGUAUUAUUGAAAUAUACAUGAUUUUUAUUUUAAAAAUUCCAGUUUUUAUUUUUCCAUUUUGGAGUUCUGGCUAUUUGAUUUAUUUACCCAGCUACCUUAGUUACCAAGUACAAUAAAAUGUGAUCCUUAGAAAAUGUCAUUAAUAUAUGCCCUAGUGAAAAUGAUUUGUGCGCGCCUAUGUAGUGAAUGGAACCAAUCCAGUUCAUUUAAUGUUUGUCAGUAGUUGUAUAGAUUUUUUUUUACUUUUUACAAUUUUAUCUGUAAGCAUUUCACCAAUUAUUGCUGUAAGUUAGUGUAAAUCGGAAGGCAUAUUUUUGCUGUGACAGUUUUGAGUCUUUUUGUUAAAGUGAAAUUGAAUCCCUGUUUGUAACAUCCUGAUUUAUUUAUAUACUGUGAUUAAAGUCUAUUAAACUUU